Messenger RNA from Vitrella brassicaformis, 3380 nucleotides. The record is from the annotation of a GenBank genome assembly. Lineage: Eukaryota; Vitrellaceae.
AUUCAGAACGUUUGAGCGCCCAGCCGGGCUGCAGAUGCAGCGUGUGUUGUAGUUUUGAUCCGAACUUUGUUGAAUCGUUGAGGUUGACGGCUGCUCCACGAUGGCAGAAGUGCAGGAGGCCCUGCAGAAGUGGUGAGGGGCAUACACAGGGGUGGCGCACCACAGUGCCGGCAUCUGAGCUGCCGACAGACAUGAAUCACCGGACGAUCUCACACGUCGCACACGCUGCGCUGCAUCGCUGGCUGGUUCUCUCUAUGGGAUGCGUGUGUGUGGUGCCUGCCGUGCCAUCAGGGGUGAGAUAAACCUGGCGCAGCGUCUGGCGGAGUACGGCCCGGUGGGUUUGGAGAUCGAGAAGACCAAGAAGCAGAGCCUCGAGUCGCGCAAGAAGCUGGUGGAGGAGACCAAGGCAUUCAAGAAACUCGAGGAUGCUGACAAGGUGGCGCAGCUCGAGGGGCUGCUCAAGGCCUACCAGGGCGAGAUCGAUGCCGUCACCAAGAGGGCCAAAAUGUGAGCACUACACUGAGCCGCCGGGAGCGAGCGGUGCAUUCACUCAUCCACUCACUCCUUCUGGAUGUCUGUGUGCUUCAUUCAGGGCUGAGUCCAACUUUCUACAGUUCUAUCAGCUCCUCUACGAAGCACCAGGUCGGUCAGUCUGGACACCAGCAAGCCGACCACUCGGUCACGAUGAAUGGAUCUUUUCUGUCUGCAUCGCGUCAGAUCCCGCCGACACGUUGAGGGCAGCCCAGUCGGCGCUCAAGUCCCAGGAGGCCAUGAGCCAGCAGCAGGCCAGUGCUGACACGGGCCGUGUGCGUGAGCUGACGGAGAAGCUGCGGGCAGCCGAGUUGAAGUGCACCAAGAUGCAGAAAGAGCUCAAGGUGAGUGAGGUGCAUUUGGCCGGCCACACACAAAACACCAGAACGGACGGACGGACGAUGGCCGCAAUGGAAUCGCCAUACAUGUUUGGUGUGUGUGAUGGGUGGUCCUUCCUUAGGACAUGGAGGACGAGUUCAAGACGGUCAAGAACCAGGAGGUCAAGGUGCGGCAGCUGGAGGGCAGGCUCGCCGAGGUCACCACCUACCACACCGAGCUGCUCGAGAAGGAGAUACACCAGCGGGACGAGCACUGGGCAAAGGCCAUCGAACAGGUACAGGAAGCCAGACAGCCCCACAAAGCCGAGCUGUUAAUUGCUGUGGGCCGUGUGUGUGCAGUUGAAGGGUGAGCAGGAGGGCGAGGUGGUUCGCCUGAGGUCCCAGAUAGCCGAGCAGGAGCGCAUGAAGACUUACAUGGAGAGCGAAGUCGAGGAGGCAGAGCGACAACUGCUGCAGGUACGUCAGUCAGCACAGUGAGACAGACAGCUGAGGGAAGCUUGUGGAUGCGGCACUUCCAUCUCUUUCUCUCUCUCUCUGUGUGUGUGUGUGUGUGUGUGCAGGCCAAGCAGCGGCACGAGGAGGACUUGAUGAACAAGCAGAGUGAGCUGGACACAGUGGCGGCCGAGUUGGAGCGCAAGACGCAGGACCUCGAGACUCUCAAGGCACAGCAAAGCCAGCAGGACCAAUCCAAAGUAAGCUAAGUGACCGACCAUGUCCGGAGCCGCCCACUCCACUCAUCCUGCCCCGCCGAUACCUGUCUGUCUGUGGUCAUCUCAUACAUCAGGUCGAGUCUGUGAUGCAUUCCCUCAACGCCGCCCAGCACCGCAUCAAGACUCUCGAGGCCGACCUGGACAACACAAGGGCGGAGCUAUACUCGACACAUGAGAAGUCAGCUGGCCGUCAGUCGCACGACCUACCACGGUCAGCUUGUGCCGCGUGUUCUUGUUCACUGUUCAGGUCCCGCCAGCGUGAGGCCGACCUUCUACGUCAGCUGGAGGAUAUCUCUGGUGUGGUCCGCAAGCGGGAUGAGGAGCUCGUGCAAGUGCGGGACGAACUGCAGCGAAGACCGACGGUGGUGAGCAACUAACUGCAGCCAGCAGCCACACUGCCACUCACUCAUCUGUGUGUGUGUGGUGUGUGUCAGGGUGAGGUGAGUGAGUUGCGCCAGAAGCUGAGGAACGCCGAGGUGGUGGAGCACGGUGACAUCGACGGCGCCUCCACCGACCUCGAGAGACGACUACUGGAGAAACAGAAGCAGCUGGAGGGACAGCUCUCCAGGUACGCAGGCAGGCCACCUGGGCUCAUCCAUCCAUCCAUCCAAUGUGUAUGUGUGUGAUGCUCACAGUUUCCGUGUCAAGUGCCACAGCCAGGAGGACACCAUCAGUCACCUGACGCAGGAGAGCCGCUCCUUCCAGGAGCGCGUGGACGACCUGCAGCAGCUCGUCACCAGCCUGGAGAACCAGCUGUCCCAGGCACAGGCGCAGGGGGCAGCCGAGCCAUCCACAGCCACUCUUGGAGGCAUCAACCUCAACCUCACGCCACACACACCACCGGCAUCGUCUGUGGCAGCAUCUCUGCCUGUCGCUGGUCCUGCUGGUGACGGUGACAAAGCUGCCCUUGGUGCUGGUGGUGGUGGUGGGGGUGGAGGUGGGGCCGGGGUGGGCAGCGCUGCUGGGGCGGCCAUGCCGUCCAUGAUGGAGAUCGUCACCGCACAGAGGGACCGAUUCAGACAGAAAGUGCUCGAGGUCGAACAGGUAAGUACUUAACGGAAUGAAUGAAUGACACACACUAAAUGAAUGAGCGGGUCUGUCUGUCUGUCUGUCUGUCCGUCCGUCAGAGUCGCGACAUGUGGAAGUCGUCCACCGAGCAGGAGCGUCUUCGUGCCGACAAGCUGCACUCAGACAACAUCACCCUGGUCGAGAAGAUCAAGUAUCUCCAGAGCUGGCAGCCCAAACAAGGACCCGGCGGCGGCAGAGGCGGCCGAUCUCGCCCAGGCCGCGGCCCCGCUGCCGCUGCCGGCAUCCAGCUGCAGAACUUUUUCGGCGGGGGCAAGACAGCCAUGGGUGAGAAGGACAGCCCACAGGCGGCUGAUGACGUGGAGAGCCGCUACUCCUCGGCGUACGAGGCGUCAGUGGACCCGUUCACGUCGUUCCGUGAGCAGGAGAAGCUGCGGAAGGUGCAAGCACUGAGCUUCGGGGAGAGGGUGACGAUUGGCGUGGGUGGGCUGCUGCUGUCCACACGCUUCACGCGGCUGGCGGCUCUGGGGUAUGUGCUGUGUCUGCAUGCGCUGGUGUUCGUCAUGCUGUAUCGCCUCACGCACCACAACUGCCCACCUGGUGGCCCGGCCAGUUUUUGACCUUGCUGUGGAUGCAGGCAUUGAAUUAGCCACUGACUGAUUUAUCCAAUUCACCAGCUAGCUAUUCUGCUGUUGAGUGCGUGGGGUGUGUGUGGUGACUUACGUGAUGCUGCGUGCCGUGCCGUGCCAUGCUAUGCCAUGGUAUGAAGGCGAAU